AUGGCCGCCGGCGUUUCUAAUUAUGGACUUGGACCAACACUCUCGCACCUCUUCCCCGACAUAUCAGAAAAGGUCGUCUACCGCGCUAGCUGUUGCCUUACUCCAGCGCAGAAAGUGUACAGCCAGAUCGAGAAGGAAGCUCCUACUCUCAUAUUCGCUGAACAGAAAUUUUAUCGCUUUGUCCACGAACGACACUUCACCGUGAAGACCGAUCACAAAGUACUCGUUGCAAAUCUUGGAAAGAAGAAAGGAAUACCUGUCUAUAAUGGCAACCGUCUUCAGUGA
Haemonchus placei is the source of this 285-nucleotide messenger RNA. The record is from the annotation of a GenBank genome assembly. NCBI's taxonomy places the organism in Eukaryota, Metazoa, Nematoda, Chromadorea, Rhabditida, Trichostrongylidae.